AUGUCAUCUACUACAACAACGGUGUCCCAGGAGGCACAGGUUGGCAUGGUGCGGACUUACCUGGAGUCUCAUGGCUCAGACGCCCUUGAUGAAGUUAUGGCCGGCAUUGCUGGAAGUUCAGGUGCUGCUGUGCUGGAGAGGACGGCUGAAUGUGCAGCUGUUUUGGAGAGAACAGCGGAAGACCCCCCUGCAGACGGUCGGAGGGCCAGGACGACAAGGCCUCCAACACGUUUAUCCCCCAGUCCUGUAAGAAGAACCGCAGAAGAAUGA
This is a messenger RNA of Pelobates cultripes (western spadefoot toad), 270 nucleotides long. NCBI's taxonomy places the organism in Eukaryota, Metazoa, Chordata, Amphibia, Anura, Pelobatidae. The record is from the annotation of a GenBank genome assembly.